Gopherus flavomarginatus (Mexican gopher tortoise) is the source of this 969-nucleotide messenger RNA. Its product is annotated as olfactory receptor 51G2-like. The transcript has a single exon. Gene Ontology annotation, biological process: G protein-coupled receptor signaling pathway. Gene Ontology annotation, molecular function: G protein-coupled receptor activity; olfactory receptor activity. The record is from RefSeq and is a predicted model, not a curated record. Lineage: Eukaryota; Metazoa; Chordata; Testudines; Testudinidae. Gene Ontology annotation, cellular component: membrane. The coding region runs from base 34 to 969 and encodes 311 amino acids.
AGUUCAGAACUCCUCAAACCUGCCCAGUACAUUAUGUCAGCUGAGAAUGACACCAACUUCAACUCUGCAGUGUUCCUUCUCAGCGGGAUACCUGGACAGGAGGAUGUCUAUCUCUGGAUCUCUAUCCCCUUCUGCUUAAUGUAUGUUAUUUCAAUAGUAGGAAAUUCAGUCAUUCUGUUCAUUAUAAAAAUAGAUGCAAGCCUCCAUGAGCCCAUAUACAUUUUCCUUUCCAUGUUGGCCGUCACAGACCUUGGCUUAUCAAUAGUCACCAUACCGACGAUACUGGGCAUAUACUUGUUCAACUCUAGGGAGAUCAGCCUCCAUGCCUGUUUUGCCCAGCUGUUCUUCAUCCACUUGCUUACAAAAUUUGAAUCCUCUGUGUUGUUGCUGAUGGCCUUUGACCGCUUCAUCGCAAUCUGUAACCCACUGAGAUAUGCUACCAUCUUAACUCCACAGAGAAUAGCCAAGAUGGGACUGGCGUUUAUGCUAAGAGGAGUGGUCGUUAUAUUCCCACUCCCUUUUCUCCUGAAACGGUUCCGAUACUGUCGAGACAAUGUCCUCUCCCAUUCCUACUGCGUGCACCAGGAGGUCAUGAAGAUGGCUUGUUCGGACAUCACAGUCAACAGUAUGUAUGGAUUGUGUACUACACUCUUAACAGUGGGGUUGGACUCGCUGCUCAUCUUCCUCUCUUAUGUGAUGAUCCUCAAAACAGUGCUGAACAUCGUGUCCCAAGUGGAGUGCCUCAGGACCCUGAACACCUGCAUCUCCCACCUCUGUUCCGUCCUGCUCUUCUAUAUGCCAGAAAUUGGCCUGGCUGUGACACACAGAUUUGAGAACAGCUCUUCUCAUUUGCUUCAAAUGGUCCUGGGCUACUUCUACCUGCUUGUCCCACCCCUGAUCAAUCCAAUCGUGUACAGCGUGAAAAGCAAACACCUUCGUGAGAGGAUAAUCAGGGCAUUUGUGAAGUGA